AAACCGGUCUGAACAGUAUCGCAGUUCAGUCCUUAAAGUGAAUACAAAGUCUUGUUGAAUGCUAAGAUUGGACAGACAGAAAAAGAGCAAAAGGCAGCACAUACUGAAAGGGAAAAGAAAAGAGAAAACAACAGCAGAACAGAAAAACGGGAGAUGAAGAUAAAGAGCGGCAUAAAGAAGCCUGCAGCGACAGAAUGGAUAGCAGAGACGGACAGGGUGAAAGUCUAGUGUUAUGACUGCGCUAUAAAGACAAUCACAUGUUACUGUAUACAAAUAUAUGGAGGAAUCAGUCUAAUGAGGGCCACAUGGAUUCGUUUCUCUCAGAACACACAGAUACUCUGCUUGAUCUUCUGUCUCUGCCGUUACACUCAGGCCAUUACCAUUCAGGUGGCGAGGAACAAUAUCACUGCACCGGUUCAGGGAAGUGCUCUUUUCUCUGUGGACAUCACAUGCGUGGGGACCCCAGCAAUCAGAUGGACGUUCAUUUCUGUAAACAGACACCAAAGCAUCGCAGCCUGGAUGCUGGGUGGCGACGCAAACGUCACGCAAAUGUACGAGGGACGAGUGGAAACUCACCCCAAUGGCUCUCUAACAAUAUCCGACUUACGUCUACAAGACUCUGGUUAUUACACCAUCACUGUGACAGAAACGUCUGGUAACAGCAAAGACAUGUAUAUGGUGUUGAGUGUAACUGAGGUGCUGUAUGAGGACAUCCAGUACAUUACUGUGUUCACCAUUGUGUUGGGGACGCUGGCUGCAUUUCUUAUGCUGUGUAUGUGGCUCUUGAAUAAACUAUACAACUUAACGAACACCUGGAGAGAACAGAGAUGCUUACCAGAACACACUGAGACUGAACUACAGCCACUGUGAUGUGAACAAACAGUGAGGAGUUGAGUGAUGAACCUCACAUCUGCCACAAUCAGCAUUUACUUCUGCAGCCCCAGAUGACUGUAGAUCAACAUGUUCAAUCAGAGUAUCAGACUGACACGGAGCCGCCGAUGGCAGCAGCAACAACAGACUCUCUGAACGACGCUAGUUGACAUACUGCUGUGAAUGUCAUAUGUAUAUGCUCAAAGAGCAUCCUCUGGUGGAAGAUUUAUGGAUGUCUUUUGUGUUAUUUUUCAUGGAUGAACAUUUUUGAAAAUCAUUUGAUAUUGCAGGGGCAAAUUCCAUUUGUGGUUAAGGUACCUAACAGAAUGCCUCAAUUAUCAUAUUUAGUGUACAAACAUCAUUGUUUAACAUAAUGUUUUUCCAGAUUUUCGUGCAAAAAAGGUGUGACCUUUUUGAAUGUAAAGGUUCAGAAUAAACAUCUUUGCAUAAUGA
Messenger RNA from Labeo rohita (rohu), 1323 nucleotides. RefSeq names its product V-set and transmembrane domain-containing protein 5. The coding region runs from base 295 to 870 and encodes 191 amino acids. The record is from RefSeq and is a predicted model, not a curated record. The transcript has 4 exons. Gene Ontology annotation, cellular component: dendrite; axon; plasma membrane. Gene Ontology annotation, biological process: filopodium assembly; positive regulation of excitatory synapse assembly. NCBI's taxonomy places the organism in Eukaryota, Metazoa, Chordata, Actinopteri, Cypriniformes, Cyprinidae.